AUGACUACUGAAUAUGUCGAAGAUGUCAGACAUCCUGAAGAGAAGGAAGUCAAUGGGCUAAGCAAGAAGCUUACAGAAGAUUCUGAGUUAUCAGAAAAGAAUGAAGUUGAAAAUUAUUUAGCUAAAUUUUUGAAUAUUUCAAACAAUGCUCAAAGUAAUGAAAAUUCUGAAAAAAAUAUGACCUUGAAAGAAGGUCUGACUACUUUCCCAAAAGCUGCAAUGUGGUCUAUUAUUUUAUCUUCAUCUAUUAUUAUGGAAGGUUACGAUACAAAUUUAAUCAACUCUCUUUUUGCAUUUCCUGCGUUUACUAAGAAAUUUGGGGAAUAUUAUGAAGAUAUUAAUGACUACCAAAUUCCAACUAAAUGGCAAAAUUCUUUGUCUAUGGGUGUUUACUGUGGUGAGUUGAUUGGUUUAUUCAUUGCAGGUCUUGUUGCAGAUAGAUUAGGUUAUAGAAAAACAUUGAUUAGUGCUUUGACCUCAAUUAUUGGUUUAAUCUUUAUUGUGUUUUUUGCUGUUAAUGUUGGUAUGUUACUUGCAGGUGAAAUCUUAUUGGGUGUUGCUUGGGGUAUGUUACAAACUUUGGUUAUUACUUAUGCUGCUGAUGUUUGUCCAUUGGUUUUAAGAGUUUACUUGACAACAUACAUCAAUGCUUGUUGGGUUAUCGGCCAAUUGAUUUCUUCAGGUGUUCUUCGUGGUGUUUUAUCUCUUGAAAGUGCCAGUUCCUAUCAGAUCCCAUUUGCUAUCCAAUGGGUCUGGCCUCUUCCAAUUAUCAUUGGUAUCUAUUUAGCCCCAGAAUCACCAUGGUGGUUGGUCAGAAAAGGAAAAGCAAAAGAAGCUAAAAACAGUAUUAGAAGAUUAUUGACCGUUAAUAAAAAUACACCAGAUGUCGAUGUUUUAUCAACAGCUAUGUUUAACAAGAUGCAAUUGACUAUCCAAGAAGAAAACUCUAUUUCAAAAGAAACCGGGUACAAAGAAUGUUUCAAGAAUGGUAACUUUAGAAGAACCAGAAUUGCUGCUAUGAUCUGGUUAUUUCAAAGUAUAACCGGUUCUGCAUUUAUGGGCUUCUCAACAUACUUUUAUCAACAAGCUGGUCUUGCAUCAAGUAUGGCUUUUACAUUCUCCAUCAUUCAAUAUUGUUUGGGUUUAAUCGGAACAUUAUCAUCUUGGGUAUUAUCACAAAAAUUAGGUCGUUUCACCAUUUACUUCAGUGGAUUGUGUAUUCAGUUUAUUGUUUUAAUUACAGUUGGUGCUUUGGGAUUUUCUGACUCAAAAGGUGCUUCUUGGGCAGCUGGGUCAUUAUUAUUGGUCUUCACAUUAGCUUAUAAUUGUACAGUUGGUCCAAUUACUUAUUGUGCUGUUGCAGAAAUGCCAACUGUUAGAUUAAGAAAUAAAACUGUGAUUAUUGCAAGAAAUUGUUAUAACGUUGCUGGUAUUGUUACAUCCAUCAUCACUCCUUAUAUGUUGAAUCCAACUGGUUGGAAUUGGAAAGCAAAAUCAGGUUUAUUUUGGGCAGGUUUCACAUUGAUUGCAAUUAUUUGGUGUUGGUGUGAGUUUCCAGAAACCAAAGGUAGAACUUUUGCAGAGUUAAAUCAACUUUUCCAAGACAAUGUUCCUGCUAGAAAAUUUAAGUAUACAACACCUGAAGUUUUCAAUGCCCAAAAGAUGGUUAAUAACAUGAACGACGAAGAGCUUAGAGAGAUCGUUGAAGCUGAUAAAGAUAAAAUUUAUGAGACUAAAGCUUGA
Hansenula ciferrii is the source of this 1743-nucleotide messenger RNA. RefSeq names its product General alpha-glucoside permease (gene MAL1). Gene Ontology annotation, cellular component: membrane. NCBI's taxonomy places the organism in Eukaryota, Fungi, Ascomycota, Saccharomycetes, Phaffomycetales, Wickerhamomycetaceae. The record is from RefSeq and is a predicted model, not a curated record. Gene Ontology annotation, molecular function: carbohydrate:proton symporter activity. Gene Ontology annotation, biological process: carbohydrate transport; transmembrane transport. The coding region runs from base 1 to 1743 and encodes 580 amino acids. The transcript has a single exon.